GCUCGCGCGCGCGCGCACGGCCGGCCACGGCGCGCCGGGGUUGGCUGCUACAGGGACCGCGGUGGCGGCGGCGGCCUCGACAGCGGUAGUGCCUUCUACUCCGCUUUUUUAGUUUCCUCCGCCCCCUCCCGUGGGACGCUGUUGUGUGGCUGCCUUAAAAAAAAACGCAACUUUAUUGUUCCUCAGCCCCACCUCCGGCUCGGCGGGCGUCCUCAGGAUGCACUGAGGCUGAGGGGAGGGGAGGCGGCGGAGGGUCGAGGUCGCGGUCCCUCUCCUCCGAGCGCCCGGCUGGAGGGGAGGGAGUCACGAUGUCUGGUAGCCGCCAGGCCGGGUCGGGCUCCGCUGGGACAAGCCCCGGGUCCUCGGCGGCCUCCUCGGUGACUUCCGCCUCCUCGUCUUUAUCCUCUUCCCCGUCGCCGCCUUCCGUGGCGGUUUCGGCGGCAGCGCUGGUGUCCGGCGGGGUGGCCCAGGCCGCCGGCUCGGGCGGCCUCGGGGGCCCGGUGCGGCCUGUGUUGGUGGCGCCCGCCGUAUCGGGUAGCGGCGGCGGGGCGGUGUCCACGGGCCUGUCCCGGCACAGCUGCGCGGCCAGGCCCAGCGCCGGCGUAGGAGGCAGCAGCUCCAGCCUAGGCAGCGGCAGCAGGAAGCGACCUCUCCUCGCCCCCCUCUGCAACGGGCUCAUCAACUCCUACGAGGACAAAAGCAACGACUUCGUAUGCCCCAUCUGCUUUGAUAUGAUUGAAGAAGCAUACAUGACAAAAUGUGGCCACAGCUUUUGCUACAAGUGUAUUCAUCAGAGUUUGGAGGACAAUAAUAGAUGUCCCAAGUGUAACUAUGUUGUGGACAAUAUUGACCAUCUGUAUCCUAAUUUCUUGGUGAAUGAACUCAUUCUUAAACAGAAGCAAAGAUUUGAGGAAAAGAGGUUCAAAUUGGACCACUCAGUGAGUAGCACCAAUGGCCACAGGUGGCAGAUAUUUCAAGAUUGGUUGGGAACUGACCAAGAUAACCUUGAUUUGGCCAAUGUCAAUCUUAUGUUGGAGUUACUAGUGCAGAAGAAGAAACAACUGGAAGCAGAAUCACAUGCAGCCCAACUACAGAUUCUUAUGGAAUUCCUCAAGGUUGCAAGAAGAAAUAAGAGAGAGCAACUGGAACAGAUCCAGAAGGAGCUAAGUGUUUUGGAAGAGGAUAUUAAGAGAGUGGAAGAAAUGAGUGGCUUAUACUCUCCUGUCAGUGAGGAUAGCACAGUGCCUCAAUUUGAAGCUCCUUCUCCAUCACACAGCCUUGAAUUCAGUUCUGAUAUGCACAGGAUCUUUGUCAAUGGAAUACUUAUUAUUAGUAUUAUUGAUUCCACAGAAUACAGCCAACCUCCAGGUUUCAGUGGCAGUUCUCAGACAAAGAAACAGCCUUGGUAUAAUAGCACGUUAGCAUCAAGACGAAAACGACUUACUGCUCAUUUUGAAGACUUGGAGCAGUGUUACUUUUCUACAAGGAUGUCUCGUAUCUCAGAUGACAGUCGAACUGCAAGCCAGUUGGAUGAAUUUCAGGAAUGCUUGUCCAAGUUUACUCGAUAUAAUUCAGUACGACCUUUAGCCACAUUGUCAUAUGCUAGUGAUCUCUAUAAUGGUUCCAGUAUAGUCUCUAGUAUUGAAUUUGACCGGGAUUGUGACUAUUUUGCGAUUGCUGGAGUUACAAAGAAGAUUAAAGUCUAUGAAUAUGACACUGUCAUCCAGGAUGCAGUGGAUAUUCAUUACCCUGAGAAUGAAAUGACCUGCAAUUCGAAAAUCAGCUGUAUCAGUUGGAGUAGUUACCAUAAGAACCUGUUAGCUAGCAGUGAUUAUGAAGGCACUGUUAUUUUAUGGGAUGGAUUCACAGGACAGAGGUCAAAGGUCUAUCAGGAGCAUGAGAAGAGGUGUUGGAGUGUUGACUUUAAUUUGAUGGAUCCUAAACUCUUGGCUUCAGGUUCUGAUGAUGCAAAAGUGAAGCUGUGGUCUACCAAUCUAGACAACUCAGUGGCAAGCAUUGAGGCAAAGGCUAAUGUGUGCUGUGUUAAAUUCAGCCCCUCUUCCAGAUACCAUUUGGCUUUCGGCUGUGCAGAUCACUGUGUCCACUACUAUGAUCUUCGUAACACUAAACAGCCAAUCAUGGUAUUCAAAGGACACCGUAAAGCAGUCUCUUAUGCAAAGUUUGUGAGUGGUGAGGAAAUUGUCUCUGCCUCAACAGACAGUCAGCUAAAACUGUGGAAUGUAGGGAAACCAUACUGCCUACGUUCCUUCAAGGGUCAUAUCAAUGAAAAAAACUUUGUAGGCCUGGCUUCCAAUGGAGAUUAUAUAGCUUGUGGAAGUGAAAAUAACUCUCUCUACCUGUACUAUAAAGGACUUUCUAAGACUUUGCUAACUUUUAAGUUUGAUACAGUCAAAAGUGUUCUCGACAAAGACCGAAAAGAAGAUGAUACAAAUGAAUUUGUUAGUGCUGUGUGCUGGAGGGCACUACCAGAUGGGUAUCCUAGAAUUGCAUGGGAGAAGCAAAGAUCCCAUCUCUGUCACAUCCAAUCUUGGAGCCACCGGUGGAAAUUUAGAAGUGCCAAAGUGUUUCCAACAGUCGCUGCCGCAAACCUAUUCUUUCUUUACAGGAGUGAUUAGGUACUGUCUCAAACCCUCCUGAGUGCCACAUCAGGAGGCUCUCUAUGGUCUGUUGGUCACUUUGGAAGAUGUAGAGACUAAAUCCAAGGGAGACAUUAGAUAAUAAGCCAGGGUUCUCAUCAGUCUCCUCAGUAGCAAAAGCAAAGGCUAGAACAUUCUGGUAGUGCUCAUUAUUAAUUGGAACAUUACAGCUGGAGUCAAAGAUCUGCCUCCUGAAAGGUACUGUGUUCUGAUGUUUACAGCCAAAUUCCAUUAAACAUUGACUGAUUUAUUACAAUGGAUACAACUCAGAAAUAGCUCAUGGGAAGAGAUGCAUAGGGCAAGGUAUUGGAGAGUGGCGGGUGGAGUACACAGAAUAGGUCUGUGCUGGUGACUCUUGGAAACACUUUGGCAUUUUCUUCCCAGAUGGGUACCCUCCUAGUACCUCAAUGUUUUCACCAACCUGGAGGCCCUGGAACCUCCAUUUUCAACAAACUCCCUUUGGGAUUUAUAUAUAAUAAAAUGCUAUAAAAUAUCAGUUUUUGAGCUCUUUUCUGUUUGUAUAUUUGCUUAAUAAGAAUUUGCUAAAUGAAUAAAUUUUAUCUGAUUAAGUUUUCAAGGACCCAAAUGACCAAAAUAAGAACUUACUGUAAGACUCAAAAUAUAACAAAUGAGGUUAAUUUAAAUCAGGCAGUGAGUUUUUGGAGAAUAUGUUCUGUACAACAAAAAAAAAGUUACUACAAAAUACCCUUCCAACUUUGACAUAUUAACAUCCUUAUUUCCUUCUGGCUUUAUCAGUCUUUCUAAGUCAUUUAAGUCUAAAACCCCAGAAUCAUUAUUGUUGCAUCUCUUUAUUUUCCAUCUAAUUAUUCAUCAAAUAGCAGUAAUGCUUUCUUUGAAAUGUCUUCUAUAUAUCUUUGUUUUCGUUUCUGCUUUUCAUCUCCUCAUUUCUGUUCCUUCCCCUUCCCCUUCUCUCGAUUUACUUCUAACAGCUUUAUGUCCCUUUCAGUCGGCCUUUAUGCACUACCAAAUAUUCAUCUUUAUACAGAGAUAAUCAAUCAAACAUUGCUUGUUACCUUUAGUUGACCCAGGUCUUUCAGAAAAGUUUUUUUCAAAUUCAGCAUUUGCAUGUACCUCUAUCUGGUAUAUUUUGGCCAACACUAAAAAUAAGGGGAAAUUUUGAUAAAUAUAUUACCUGAACUUGUUAGUUAUUUAAUCUAUUUCACUUCAGAUAUCUGUAUCUAAUUUUAAAAUUAUAUUUACCCUUACUAUUAAAUAUGAUCCUUAAGAAAAUUAUAGGAAAAAGUACAAUAGAAAAAAAUACUCAAAGGUAACUCAGAUUUCAAAAUUUACUAGUAUUUAGAAAAUUAGCCUUUAUAAUAAGUAUAGAACAAUGUCGUUCCUAUAUCUACUUCUUAACUGCUCUAUUUCCUGAUCUCAUGUGUUUGCACUUAGACUAUCGUAUCUAAACUAUUACAUUCAAGAUUUUCAAUAAUCUAAUAUAAUGCUAUCCAUCUAACUUUAUUUCUGUUUUCUAACACAGUUCACCUACUUCAUUAAGAAAGUUUCUUCAUUGUCCCAUACUAUUCCCAUUCCGGCUUCUAAACUCGUAUUCAUGUUGUUCUUCAUAUUGCCUUAUCCUCUUAUUUCUGCUUAACUAAGUUCUCAUCAUUUUUUAGCCCAAUCACUGCUUCUCUUUCCCUCUUUUAACCAUUUUAUCUCCUUGGUUUCUGGUUUCUCACAGCUAUUGAUGAACCUAUAGAAUGCAGUCUACCAACUGAUGUUCACAUUCAUCUUGAAUUGUUUGUUAUGCUUCAUUAGUGUUGCCCCAGGUACAUUCCUUGCUUCAACUUGGAGAGCAAAAAAAUACAAACACCAGCAGCUACCAGAGUAAGAGCUACUUAGUUUUCUAGGAAAGAGGAGUUAAAGAUUGAGUGAGAAUAAAAUUUAAGUCUGCCUAACCCAGAGAGCCUACUUUUAUCAAUUUCAUAAGAUCAUAAAUAUACUGACUAGAAUAAUACACUAGUAUUAUUACUACUAGUACACUGUGAUACUGACAGUACUAAUAUGAUACUAAUAGUACUAUCAUUGCUUGAGAUAACUACCCUUUAACUGUAAAGAAAUUAAGGUUAUAUAGUAUUUUAGUAAAAGCAACUACCAUUCAUUUGUUUAGUGCCUAUAGUGUGCCAGUUACUCUUUGGUUACAUGCUGUAAGGGAGAAAAGAUUUUUCUCACCUGUUGGCUUGAUUCAUGACGGAGACCUCUGUAAGUUUUACAUGACAUAGAAGUUUUACGUGACACAGAAGGCUUCAGAAAUGAAGACCCAAAGAAUGGGUAAACUUGUAUAUGUUUAUGCUUAGGUUUGAUGAAGAAAUGAAUAGUCUCAUGGAGAAGUAUGAUUGGAGGACAAAGGGGUAUGAUCUAAUGGUAAUAAACUGGGGGCAACUUAGCAAGACCUGUUUGUUGAGCUUCUUCUCUGUGUCUCUGUCUCCAGAGAUAAGGGCAUUCCUUUCCUCAGGUAAGGAUAGGCAACUCUGGAAUGAGAGUCUUAUGACCUGCUUCAGUGGAAGGGCAGAGAAUUCUUUUAUGACCUGCUUCAGAGGAGAAGUGUGGGAGAAGGUCUUCCUGCUUCUGCUGUUUUUUCAAAUACCAAGGUGACUAUUUGGAGGUAGUGUGUUCUGGUCCCUAACAAUGCUCUACUGUGUUUUCCUUGAAUCUUCAUACAGAUUCUACCUAAGAGUAUCUGCUUUAUAUUUGGAGAAAUUGAAUGUCUAAAAGGAUUAAGCAGAACCAAAAUUCAGAUCCAGGUUUCCAUGCCUUGAAUGUAUUGCUUUUUCUGUUAACAUGGUAUUCCCCAAAUAGUACUGAAUUCUAGAAUCAGCUUUACCAGAGUAGUCUGGAGGAAAUUUGCGAAUAGCUCUCUUAAAUAUGCACGGUUCUAUGCUCAGAGGAGCUCUUCUCAGUAUUAAUCAGCAAUCCAGUCAUUUUUUUCCCCUCAUACUUGUCAUUGUAAGCACAUUUUUCUCAAGCUUUACUCAGAAGAUCAUCCAGAGAUAUUAACUGUUAACAUGUGCUGCAAGUUGAAAGUGUUUAGAGAGAAUAUUUGAGUGCAGUGUGACAAGGAUAAUCAAGUUGUUUAGGGCCAGUUGGCGAGAAGACUUUGGAAAGCAUUGAGAAAGGAAUGAUGAAUGUAUGUGUUGUUUUGUAUCUAAAUCCUUCUUCCCUUGUGUAUGUUCUUCACAGCCUUUUCUCCCUGAAUAAGGAUCACUUUGACUUUGUAUGCUAAGUGUGCCUUCUUAAUGGUUCUUUUCCUGUUAUCUGAAUCCUGAAGUAUAUUUAAAUGAGAAUUUGAUGCAGUUAGUUAAUUGGAAUAUAAAAGACUGGUUAACAAAAGUCUUCUUAAUAAUGAAGCACACCAGAAAUGGAAGCUGCUGGAACCAGCCAUGUGGACAAAUGAAAAAAUGCCUUUUGUCUACAGAUUGCAGCGAUCCUACAUAAAUAUAUGGAGGUCUCUGUCUGGCUUAGGACAGCUGGCUAAGUCUGAUCGUUCCCCUCCGUACAGCCUUUAAAACUGCCACUCUAAAUACUUGGUUUCCUUGCCAUUUUAUUCAGUAUCUGCUGGUUAUGAGUACUGUAUUAUUUUUUAAAUGGGCAACCAAGUAAAGUUACCUCUGUAUCCGUCUGAACUGGUUUUUGAGGUAUCUUACGAGUUUUGAAAAUAGGUGUUAUUUGCUUAUUUAAGGAACCUACAACCAGGAAGUAGAAUGAAUGUGGAAAUAUUAUUCUUCUCUUGCCGAGCAUGGUGGCUCACACCUGUAAUCCCAGCACUUUGGGAGGUUGAGGCAGAUGGAUCACUGAAUGUCAGGAGUUCAAGACCAGCCUGGCACCAACAUAGUGAAAUCCUGUCUCUACUGAAAACACAAAAAUUAGCCAGGUGUGUUGGCAGGCGCCUGUAAUCCCAGCUACUUGAGAGGCUGAGACAGGAGAAUCACAUGAACCUGGGAGGCGAAGGUUGCAGUGAGCUGCGAUUGUGCCAUUGCACUCUAGGCUAGGUGACGGUGCGAGACUCCAUCUCAAAAAAAAAAGAAAAAAGAAAUAUUAUUCUUCUAAGGGGCCACAUUGGCUUAACGAAUUCAGGGUUACCAGUGAAGGUCAAUACUUUAGAUAUGAAGGAGCUAAUCAGAGAUAGCUUCCGUGAAGAUUUUCUCAUUAAGAAAGUGAUUUCUCCAAAAUCCAGUUUAUGUAAUUUUUUAAGGCUGUAACCAAAGUUCAGAAAUAACCAUUUGCAGAGGAAAGCUGCUGCUAAGUAUUAACCUUCUUAGUACUGAAUUCAAAAUCUUGGUUUUUCCUGUUGUGUGUUUUGCUGUUAAGUUGUGGGGAGAGGUUGCUCCCACCUACCUCCCCUAACUUCUACAACUUACAGCAGCCACAGCUGGGUUUGUUUGUUUGUUUGUUUGUUUGUUUGUUUGUUUUUUGAGACUGAGUCUCACUGUGUCACCCAGGUUGGAGUGCAGUGGCAUAAUCUCAGCUCACUGCAACCCCUGCCUCCUGGGUUCAAGCAAUUCUCAUGCCUCAGCCUCCUGAGUAGCUGGAAUUACAGGGGACCACCAUGCCUGGCUAAUUUUUGUAUUUUUAGUAGAGAUGAGCUUUCAACGGCGCGGUGGCUCACGCCAGUAGUCCCAUCACUUUGGGAGGCUGAGGCGGGUGGAUCACCUGAGGUCAGGAGUUUAAUACCAGCCUGGGUUUAUUUAUAACUAAUUGUAUGAGGAUCCUUGUUUGUGGUUCUGAAAUCCCAUAUUUCUUACCCUGAGCAGUUUUUGCAUUAGACAGUUGUCAAAUGAGUAGCCAUACUUUUCUAGGCCCUUUAGAAAUCCACUGUUCUGUUCAUUCUAAUGAACGAUUUUAAGAUUUUGUAAGGAAGGAUACUAGUGGAGAAGAAAGAAGAGAUUUGGGAUUAACUGAUUUUGAAAGUGUUCCUUUGUGAUGAAGAAAUCCCAAUUCCCCAGAUCUCAAAUUGGGAUUUUGUGUAUGGGGGGUGGAAGAUUGGAAGGAGAGUGGGAAUUUGGCCUGUCAAUGCCAUGUAUGUUGACUUUGGAACACUCUUUACCACUUUGGUUCUGUGGCCAAGCCUUUUCCUCUGUUGAUAUUACUUGAAAUAAUACUUAUAGGGAGAUAUAUAAAAGACCAAAUUUUCCAUGUAACAAGGCUUUUAGGAGCCUAGGUUUAUGACAUUUGAAAUGUAAUGUAUAUUUAUAAUGUAUGAGAACUGAGGCUCUCUUGUACAUAGUCAGUGACCACCCAAGACACCUUUCUUCUUUCUUCCAUUUUGCUUUAAUAAAUUCAGGAUGAAGCCCAGACAUGUGAUAAGCUUACUGGGUCAAUAUGAUACAGAUCAGCAUUGGUAUAUUUCUCAGUUUUCACAAGUUGAUUCCUGGCUUUGCUCUUUCUUAGCUGUGUGUAUGAAUUUGGACAAGUUAUUAAGUCUAAGACUAUGUUUACUCUUUGUAAAUUGAUGAUAAAAAUAGUACCUUCCUCAUUGGGUUGCCAUGCAGAUUAAGUGAAGUAAUCCAUAUAAAAUUCUUAACUAAGUCACUGACCUAUAGUGCUCAAUAAAUAUGUGAUAAUGAAACAGGUUUUUAAGUGUUUGUGUGUGUGUGUGUGUGUGUGUGUGUGUGUGUGUAUUGCAAACACAAUUCAGACAGCUAAUUCACUCAACCCCCUUGGAUUUUUUAUAGAAUGCAGGGAAGGCUAACUAACAUUUUAGUUUAAAGACCAAGACCUUUUAUUGAUAGAUUGUAGUUUUGUGUUCAUUCUUUCUUAGACAUAUUUAUAUAUAUUUUUACCAAGUCAACUCUGAAAGACCACAUACUGAAAGAAAAGUCAGGGACAAAAAGAAACUAUUAGGCUUACAAAUGGCAUUUAAAAACCUUUGAAGAUGAUAUUGGAACCUAUGUUUGAAUGUCUUUGUAUGGACUCUCACUUGGUUUCAAAAUGCAGCGUAGAUUUAUGUCUAGGAUAAAGUAAAGAAACACUCCGGUCAAAUAAGGGGAUUCUUAUGAUGAAUCAAACCCAGAUAAGUGGCUGGGUGCGGUGGCUCACGCUUGUAAUCCCAACACUUUAGGAGGCUGAGGCGGGUGGGUCACGAGGUCAGGAGUUCGAGACCAGCCUGACCAACAUGAUGAAACCCCGUCUCCAAAUACAAAAAUUAGCUGGGUUUGGUGGCACGCACAUGUAAUCCCAGCUACUCAGGAGGCUGAAGCAGGAGGAUCACUUGAACCCGGGAAGCGGAGGUUGCAGUGAGCCGAGACUGCACCACUGCAGUCCAGCCUGAGCGACAGAGCGAGACUCCAUCUCAAAAACAAACAAACAAACAAAAACAAAACAAAAAAAAAACCCAGAUAAGUGAAAUGAAUUUCUCUGAGCUCCAAAAACAAAAGAAAUUUGAAUUUUAAAAGAUGUACUAGAAAGUGCUUUAAAUAAAAGAAUGAUUCUGCGUGUCAGGAAAUCAACAGUGGCCCAAUAGGAUGAAGUAACAAAAUGUCAGCACGAGUGAUGAAAUUGGACAAUUGAAUAGUAUCACUUAACAAGGCGUUGAACAAAGAAAAAUUUAAGAAUCCCUAUAUCUUAUAUCUGUAUUUCUUCUCAAGGGCAAGGGAGAGGAUGUUCAUAAGGCAACUAUAGAUCAUGCAUCAAAAGAAGGGCAAAUUUAUUUGAAAUUGUUCUGUGGCUGUAGGAUCCUGAGUGAAAAUCAGAUUUGACUAUACACAGAGUCCAUGACCUCCUACAUGAGGAGAGAAGCUAUUUUAGUUUUCAGGAUGCAAUUGCAGUACAAAUAGUAACAGCCCACCCUGAAGACAGAAAAAAAAAAUGGAGCAAAAGCCCAUUCUUUUAUGUUUAUAAUCUUGGUAUGAAAAAGAGCUUAAGGCAGGUAUGGUCUUUUAUUUUCAGUGACAUGAAAUCAUCUUUGUAUGAGUGCAAAUUAACACUCUCUUUUCUGGCAAUGAGAAAACAAGACAUUUGUGUUCAUAAAGAGAAUGCCUUUGUCCAAAUAAGACAAGAGGCUCUUAUGGAGAGAAUAUUAAGGAAUUAACAGAUAUAGUAUAGAUUGUGAGUUUUUUUGUGUGAAGCCUAGUUACCUCAAAUUUUUAUUCUUUAUAUUUACUUAAGGAAGGAUAUUUAAAUUCAGCCAUGUUUCUCACUGUUCUGUGCCCUCCAGGGAGCUGUAUUUGCAGAUACUGUAUGUUGUUCAUAGUGAUUUACCAUUUCCAUUUAAUCAAAUGCUUGUUAAAGGACUUAAAUGGACAUACAAUUUAAACUUAGUGGGCACACUUUAAGAAGAAAAUUCAGUGAUUAUAGGACAAAUUGUUUAAGGCAGAACUGCUUAUAACUUUGCUAGCCAUCUCAGCUGCAGUUUCUGCUUUUAGAGGACAAAUGUAAAUAGUAUUUCAGUGUACUUUACAUUUUCUGUGUCACUAAUAGUGUUCUACCACUUGAAAGGGGAACUAAAAUUAAAAAUCAUCUUCUGGGCUUUUUUUCCCCAGUAAAAUUUUCAAGGAACUUACCUUCCUUUGUCAUGAAGUUGUUUUAGGGGAGAAAACAUUUCUGAUUUUUGUUGGCUUUUUUUUGUUUUUGUUUUGUUUUUAGAUCCUUAUUUAGCAAGGUUAUGCUUUUAAACAUCUAAGGGUAGAGGGUGGGAUAUGUGUCAUUUAUUACCUUCUGUCUUGGGGUAAUGUUCUGAUUGAGAGUGCUGGAGCCAAGUUGCCAGGUUUGCCUCCUAUCACCAUUAAGUAUUAGCUGUAAGACUUUGGGAAAGUUAUUUAACCUUUCUGUGCCUCAGUUUCCUCUUCUGUGAAAUUAGAUUAAUAGUAUCUUGCAUGUAAUAUUCUGAAAUAAAAUUAGAAAAUACAUGGAAAGUACUAAGAAAAUAGUUGGCACAAGAUAAAUGAUCAAUCAGUAAAUGUUGCUGUCAUCUUUAACAUUUUAUAUACGAAUCCACAUAACUGGACAACUGUACUUGUUUUUAGUUCAUCAAAUAUUGUGCAAUAUGAAAAUAUAUUCUCUGCAUUUAAGUGAUUUACAACCUAGUAAAUAGAAAUAUUCAUAAAUAACUAUAGUAUGAACCCAAAUGAAAGAAAUCUUUAUAAGAUCAUUACCCCUGAAAUUAUUGACCCUAGAGGGAAGACGUUACUUCUAACUUGGAGAAUGAUGGAAUACUUUAUGAAGAUAGGGGCUUUUGAGCUGGGCUUCAUAAAGAUAUAAAGGGUUUCAGAAGUCUAAAGACAAAGGGAAAGGAAGGUACCUGGACAAAAGACCAUAAACAAACACAUCUAUUAAGUACCAACCAGGCAGUAUACUAAGUGCUAUCUUAAUUUAAAAUCAUCAUCAUCAAUCUUUUAAGGCAUAUAUGCUUGAGUUCCUUUAAAAGUGAAAUUGACGCUCAGAUUUGCCCAAGAUUACACAGCUAAAUAAGGGAUACAGUUGGAAUUAGAACCCAGGUCGGGCUGGCUGUAAAACGUACACCCUUUCUGCUAUACUGCAGAAAGCUAGAGAACAGUGUAAACAAAGGCGCAGAUGAGGGAAAGUGCAAUAGAUGUUUAAGAAACUUCUAAUAAAGUGUCUAAGUAGGAUGGUGGAGUAGGGACUUUAUUGAGAGAUGAGGCCAGAGAGUGUGCUAGAUAUUAUAGUCUUGAAUGCCAUACUGAGAGAAAAAAAAAAAGUUUAGACCUUCUUCUGUAGGCAUUAAAUGCCUAAAGCCCACUGUGAAGAUAAUCCCAUGAGAGUAUUAUCAUAGCAGUGGGUAUAGUGCAUUGUAAUGAGAGAUUAAAAGUAGAGAGUCUACUCAGGUAGGUUAUUAAAUAAUUUAAUUAUUCAGGGUUUUUUUUUUCUGUGUUCAGUUUCCUUCUGGGGAAUAAGAAUAACAGAAAACACCCACAUGUAACAUUCAUGUUUUUCAAGAUGUUAAGUUUGCCCUCACAUAUUAAAAAAAAUGUUUAUUUGACGAUGUUUCAUUAUAUUCACUUCAAACAAUAAAUCUUGAACUAUGUUUGCGGAUAUAAUCAUUAACUUCUACCUUCUAGUACACAACUUAAUUUUUUUUCUGCUUUUCCAAGAAUUCACUUAUUUAACUUAACACAUGUGAAUUGAAGAGUUUUGUUAAGAGAUAGGAUUAAAGGAGAUGACUCUAGGUGCCCAGGGAGGGGGAGGUGCGGUGAGAGAUGGCUGAAGGAAUAGAACACUGGUGGGAAGCAAAGUUCUUUUCUACCCUCUUAGGUUCUCUGGCUAGGUCUGUGAAAUAAACUGACAACUGAUGGAUUAACAGAAAAGGCAUACAAAUUUAUUUGAUAUUCAAAGUUUUACAUGAAUCAGCUGCCAGGGGUGGGUUGGAAUAGUGGGGGAUAUCUCGUAGAAAGAAAACCCCCAAUGAAAAGGCUCGGUUUGGAGGUUUUUAUACCAUUUAGACAAGAAGACAAAUUUAAAGGGAAGCGACAAGACAAAGGAAAGGGACUUUGAGCUUCUAGGAGUGAUGAACAAUAGGAAGGCAAAUAUUAAUAUAUAAGAAACUAAUGGUAGAUAAGGGCUAGUUAGUGAGGUUUGUGCAGAUUUUUUCUCAGUACCAUCUCAUCUUUGGUAAUAAUAAUAAGGUUGUUAUCCCUUUCCUGGUACAGGAAGUAACUGGGGUACAGGGAAUUCCUCUCUUUCACAAGAGGAAUUUAUUGUCUGUUUUCAGGCAGAUAGAAGGAGAGCAGAAAGCUCUCCUCAGUUGCUUUCAGCUCAAAAUAAUCUUUCCACCAGAGUAGCAUAUUUUGGGAUGGCAUAUUCUGAUCUACAACACCAAAGAAAAACUGCUCCUAUCUAUUUUUUGCAUAAAGGCAGUCACUGACUUUUGUUAUCCAUAAAUAAAAUUCACAGAUAAAUUAAUCUUACUUAUUUUCUAACCCUGGUAUGCUACAGUUUACAUGCUUACCCCACCUCAUAUUUUCAUCUCGUUAACUAAUACAUAAGCUGCUUUCUCCACACAAUUUGUCAUCAUUCCAAAACCAUUUUUUUUUUUCAAAUUUAUUCCAUGUGCAUGACCGUGUCCCUUUGCCUAACAUAUCCAUCUUUUCUCCUGUGAAAUUUCAAGUUUUAUUCUUCCAUUGUUCCAUUUGUGACCUAAUCUGUGAAGCCUUUCUUAUCUUUUCCAAGUAAAGGAUCACUCUCUUCUUACUUCUUCAGUUGCCCCUUUGAGCUCUAUAAUAUAUUCUUUUUUUUUUUUUUUUUUUUUUGAGACAGGGUCUCACUCUGUUACCCAGGCUGGAAUGCAGUGGCCCAAUUCAGGCCCAUUGCAGCCUUGACCUCCCAGGCUCAGGUGAUCCUCCCGCCUCAGCCUCCCAAAGUGCUGGGAUUACAGGCAUGAGCCACCACACCCAGCCUAUUUCUUUCUGUUAAAAGUCCAUUUCCCCUGUUGGCCUAUGGUCUUAAGAUCAGACAUCAUGUCUUAUUCUCCUUUGAAAUUCCAGGACCCAGCACAAUUAUCUGGCAUGUGAUAUCUACCCUAAUGGACGGAUAAUGAUGGAUGAAUAAAGUGGCAUGAAAUUAAUAAACUUCAUGCCAAAGUCACUACUGUAUAAUGAAACGACUGUGAUGAUUGAAAGUUAUUCUCUCUGUGAAUCAAUUUGGGAGCGUUUCUUUAUGUCUUAGUCAGGGUUCUCCAAAGGGACAGAAGUAAUAGGACAUGUAUAGUUAGAUCUAUGACAGGGUUUUUAUUUGGGGUAUUAGCUCACAUGAUUACAGAGGGUGAGACAUACCAUGAUAUGCCAGGGAGGCCAGUAGCAUGGCAGAAUCUUAGGCUAAAGGCCUGAGAAUUUGAGGGCCCAUUGAUGCAAGUCCCAGAGUCCAAAAGCUGGAGAAUCUGGACUUCUGAUGGCCAAGGCCAGGAGAAGAGUGUCCCAGCUCCAGGAGAGAGGAAGCAAAUUCACCUUUCUGCUCCCUUUUUGUCUAUCCAGGCCCCCAGCUGAUUGGAUGGUGCCUAUCCACAUUGAGGGCUGAACUUCCCCACUCAGUCAACCGACUCACACACCAGUCUCUUCUGGAAACACCCUCACAGACUUACCCAGAAGUAGUGCUUUGCCAGUUCUCUAAGUAUCCCUUUAUCCAGUCAAGUUGAAACCUAAAAUUACCCAUCACACUGUUACCUUGGACAUCAGGAGUAGCUUUCUGGCGAAGCCUCUGUCAAAGCCAGUUUCUAAUGGCUAAGUUAGCCAGGGACUUAUAAAGGCCCUUUAUAAUGCAAACUUGACCAUUUGGUGGAGUUGCUUUUGAUGUUACCAGUACCAUCUAAUGUCCAAAUCCAAUAACAUAUUAUUACUAAACAGUCUUCAUUUCCUCAUGAUUUUUGACAAUUUUGACUUGCUUCUCUUUCUUAAACUCUUCUUUUAGCCUCCAUAAUAGUCUUCUGUUUUGCUUCCUGCCCCUUUGUUCAUUUUGGGCUCCUUUGCUUGCCUUCCUUGAACUGCUAAGCCAGAAGCAAUUUUCCCUCACUUAAAGAUCACUUAUAAGAUACAUACUUUAUGCCAGGCACUUAUGUAUGUGUCUGUUUGAUCAUAAAAAUGGUUCUGUUAGCUUAGUUUUAUUAGCAUUGUUUUAUAGUUAUGGAGACUGAGAUUCAGAGAGGUCAAGUAACUUGCCCAUAAUGAAAAGUCUAGAAGCGUUAGAGCUUUGAAUUGAAAUCUUUCAGACUCCAAAGACAUUUAAUCUACUCUGUCACUCUGUCUAUGUUUUGUCCACCUGUUAAUUUGAUUUUAGGAAUACAGAUUGUCGUAUAUAAAUUCUGGUCCAUUUCCUCCUGAAAACCAGUUACUGGCAUUUCCAUGAAUAUAGAAAACUCUGUAAAAUUGUUUUUUCUAUAAGAGAAGCCUACAGACCUCUCUUAGGUGAUGAAGAGGCUUAGAAUUGAAUAUCAAAUUUGGCUUGCCACUUAAAACAGAAUGGAGUCUCAAGUUGCAAGUAGGGUUGUUUGUUAAACCUGAAACACAAAACAAGAUAAAGGGAGGAUAUAACCACCAAAUAGAAAACUUUUGACUCUGUACAUUUUGAGAAAGCCCUGAAGAUGUAUUUGAUCUAUUAUACAAUUCAGGUUUACAUUAAUGAUGGUAAUUUACCUAGAAAGAUUUCACACCUGAUAAUAGUAGUUGACUCUCUAGGGAGAUGAGAGACACUCAGUUUUCCCCUACUCUUUUGUACUGUGUGAAUUUUUACCACAUGUGUAUAUUAUCUAUUCAAGUUAACCAAUAAACAUAUUUUUCUAAAUAAGAGAAAGGUAUCUAGGUAGUCCUUAAGGGAUCCAUUAUUUAUUAUCCCCAUUUUUAAUCCAACCAUCUUGCUAAACUCUCUUAUUAAUUUUAAUUAUUCAUUUCUACGUUCCUUGGAUUUUUUUAUGCACACAAUUAAUUCAUCCACAAAUAAUUAAAGUUUAGUGUCUGCUUUUCCAGUACUUAUACCUUUAUAUCUUUAUUCAUUUGCCGUAUUUUGAUGGCCAGAACAUCUAAUGUAAUGUUAAAUAAAAGUAAUGGUAUCUGGCAUCGUUGACUUGUUCCUCACCAAAGGGAAAGCUUUUAAAGAUGUUAUCAUUAAGUAUGUCUGCUGUAAGAGUUUUGUAGAUACAUACCCUUACAAAGAAGUUUCCUUCAGUUCUCAAUGUGCUGAGAGUUCUUACCAUAAAUGAAUGCUAAAGUAUAUUACUGCUUUUUUGUACCUAUUUAACAUGAUAUAAUAUUUUUCUUUCAAAUAUUGAUCUAGUAGGUGAAAUUUUUUUUUAACCUAAUAUUAAACCAACUUUACAUUCGCUGGAAUAAGCCCAACUUGGUCAAGAUUUAUUCUCCUUAUAUAUUGUUAAAAUCAACUUGCUACUAUUUUGUUUAGGAUUUUUUCAUUUGUCUUUAUGAAUAACAUUGGCCUAUAAUCUUUUCCUUUUUUGCAUUGUCCAUGUCAGGUUUUGAUUUCAUGGGUAUAUUAACUUCAUAAAGCAAAUUAAGGAGUUCUUUCCUCCUUUGAUGUGGAAAAAUUUGUGUAAUACGAAAUUAUUUCUUUCUUGAAUAUUGGCUGAACUCGUAGAUGAAGUCAUGUAAGCCUGAGGUAGAAAUAUUUUUGACUGUCGAUUUAUGAAUUUAAUACCUGUAGGAUGAUUCUUGCUUUCUAUUUCUUCUUGAUUAGUUGGGUAAGUUUUUAUAGGAAUUUUUCCACUUGGCUUAAAUAUUAAAAUUUAUUAACAUAAAGUCUUUUCAGUUUCUUUUUUCUAUAACAUUAUUUAUUCUCAUUCUGAGGGAAGUCAUCAAUUUAACGUAAUGCUUAACAUUUGGAGAAAUAAAUUUUAAAGAAGGGUUAUAUUCUGAUUUUGUUUAAUAGUUAUCUUCUGGUUAAUAAAAGGAGGAGAAAUGUAGGGUGGAAAUGCUUAUCAUAGUAAAUAGCAAGGUUUAUAUAUAAAACCAUCUAUAUUGAACAGGGAGAGAGGAAUGACAAAAAUAUUUACCUUUCUUUUUGAUAAUUCAGUGCCUUAUUUUGGGGGAAAUAUUUAGCUUCAUAGCUGAAAUGGCUUUGAUAUUAUACCUGAAUGGUUACAGAGAUCUCAUAAAUAUAGUAGUGAUAAGGGGUUUAUAUAUUAUGUUGGGAAAUCAGAAAAUAUUUAAAUCAUGAAUAAUGACUUUUAAUUGUUAAAGACCAAUAUUGAGUUUAAAGUUAACUUAUAAAAUACGUAUUUGUUCUUGUGUGUUUGUUCCCAGCUUUUUAAAAUUGAUAUUAUUGAAAUAUAAUUUACAUAAAUAUAAACUACAUACAUUUUAAGAGUAUUCAGUGAAUUUUUACAAGUGUAUACAUCAGUAUAACUACUACCUUAAUUCAGUUAUAACAACAUUUUCAUCACCCAAAAAGUUACCUUGUGUCACUUUGUAAUCAGUCCCCUCCCUUCUCCACUACAAGCUACUGCUAAUCCACUUUAUGUUAUCAUAAGUUAAGUUUUGCUUAUUCUAGGAUUUCAUAUAACAGGAAUGAUACAGUAUGUAAUUUUUUGCACCUGGCUCCUUUUAUUUAGCAUGAUACUUUGAAAUGCUUGUGUUAUUGCCUGUAUCUGUAGUUCCUUCUUAUUAGUAAUCCAUUUUAUAACUAUGCAACAAAUUUUGUAUCUAUUCACCAAUCUUUAAUAUUGCCCUUGUUUCCAGUUUUGAACUAUUUUUAAUAAAGCCGCUGUAAACAUUCAUAAAUAAGUGUUUAUGUGACUAUAUACCAUCAUUUCUUUUGGAUAAAUACCUAGGAGUGGCAUUAUGAGAUUGUAGAGUAGUUGUAAGUUUAGCCUUAUAAGAAACUGUCAAACCUUUUUCCAUAGUUGUUGUAUUACAUUCAUUGGUCACUUAACAAUGGGGAUACGUUUUGAGAAAUGCCAUUAGGUGAUUUGAUUUCAUCAUUGCACAAACAUCAUAGAGUGUACUUCCCAAACCUGGAUGGUAUAGCCUAGUACAUACCUUAGCUAUGUGGUAUAGCCUGUUGCUCCUAGGCUACAAAUUUGUACAGCAUGUUACUACACUGAAUAGUGUAGGCAGUUGUAACACAAUGGGAUUUGUGUAUCUAAACACAGAAAAGCUAUAGUAAAAAUACAAUAUAAAAGGUAAAAAAUGGUACACCUGCCUAGGGCAUUACCAUGAAUGGAGCUUGGUGGAGUAGAAGCUGCUCUCGGUGAGUCAGGGAGUGAGUGGUGAGUGAACGUGAAGACCCAGACAUUAUUGUACAUUACUGUAGACUUUAUCAACACUGUAUACCUAAGCUACACUAAUUUAUUUUAAAAUGUUUUCUUUCUUCAAUAAUAAAUUAACUAUAGUUUACUGUAACUUUUUACUUUAUAAUUUUAAUUUUUUUCACUUUUUGACUCUUUUGUAAUAACUUUUAGCUUAAAACACAAACACAUUGUACAGCUGUACAGAUUUUUCCUUAUUCUGUAAGCUUUCUUCCAUUUUUAAAUGUAUUUAUUUAUUUUUACUUUUUAAACAUUUUUUGUUAAGCUCAUCAACAUCACUGUCUUCUACAUCUUGUCCCAUCGGAAUGUCUUCAGGGACAAUAACACACAUAGAGCUGUCAUCUCCUAUGGUAACAAUGCUUUCUUCUGGAGUAUCUCCUGAAGGACCUGCCUGAGCCUAUUUUACAGUAACUUUUUUUGUUAAUAAGUAGAAGGAGUAUAAUCUAAAUUAAUGAUUAAGAAGUAUAGUACAAUAAUCUUAUUGGACCACCAUCAUAUAUGUGACCCAUCGUUGACCAAAAUGUCAUUGUGCAGUGCAUGACUAUAUUUUGCACUCCUGCCAGCAUCCUAAAAUCAUUCCAUUUGUUACAUAUUUUUGCCAACACUUGAUAUUGUCACUUUAAGAAAAAGAUUUAGUUGUUCUAGUAAGUGUGGAUGGUAUUUUAAAAUUUUUGAUGAAGUCCAAUUUAUCAGGGUUUUUUUUUUCCUUUAUUGUACAUGUUUUUUGCAUCCUAAAAAAUAGUUGCCAACCCAAAGAUUUUCUCUGAUUUUUUUUCUUGAAGUUUUAUUGUUUCAGCUUUUACAUGUAUGUCUUAGAUCUAUUUAGAAUUAAUUUUGGGAAUGGUAUGAUAGAAGGAUUGAAGUUUACUUUUUUCUGUAUAUACAGUUGUUUUAGCACACAUAUGGUUGUUUCACAUACCUGCAGUUGUUUCAACAGCAUUUGUAAAAAUUACUCUAUUUUUUUUUUAACUUGCCAAGUUGUUUUGAAAUUCAGUUGAUUAUGGAUGGAUCUGUUUCUGGAAUUUCUUUUCUGUGCCUUUGAUUUAUAUGUCUAUCCUAAUAAUACUACACUGUAUUGAUUCCUAAUGCUUUUAUUAACAGUAGAACUUCAAAUCAUGUUGUGUAAGUCCCUAGUUUUAUUUUUUCUUUUUCAAAAUUAUUUUAACUAUUAUAAUGUCUUUGCUUUUUCAUUUAAAUUUUUGAAUCACUUUGCCAGUUUCUACUAGAAAAGUUUGUAUGAUUUUAAUUGGAAUUGCAUUGAGCCUAUAGAUAAUGUAAGAAGAAUUGGCAUUGUGACACUAUUGAGUCUCUGGUCUAUGAACAUGGUAUAACUGUCAAUUUAUUUAGGUAUUCUUUAACAUCUCUAAGCAUUGUUUGGUAAUUUUUAGUAUGUAGGCCGUGUGUGUGUGUGUGUGUGUGUGUGUGUGUGUGUGGUUUGUCUCUAAAUGAUUCAUGCUUUUUAUGGUACUAUAAAUGGUAUUUUUUAAAUUCUAUUUGCUUAUCAUUUAUUGUUAGUUUAUGGAAGUGAACUGAUUUUGGUAUAAUUGACUUUGUGUCUGACAAUCUUGCUGAAGACAAUUUAUUUAUUCUAGUGGCUUAUUUUUAAGGUACAUUAGGAUUUUCCACAUAGGCCAUCAUCUCUUUUGCAAAUGAAGACAGUUUUCUUUUUUCAGAUCCAUAUGCUUUUUCCUUUUCUUGACUGUCGCACUGGGUUGUACCUCUAAUACAGUGUUGAAUACAAAUGGUGAGAGAAAGCAUGUUCACCUUGUUCCUAGUCUGAGAGAGAAAGGGUUCAGUAUUUCACCACUAAGUAUGAUGUUAGUUGUAAGUUUUUCAUAGGUAUUCCUUAUCACCUUGAAGAAGUUCCUUUCUAUUCUUAGUUUGCUGAAGGGAUGAUGAAUGCUCUCAAGUGCAUUUUCUGUGUUGUGAUUACAUUACUUUUUCUUUUUUUUGUUUUGAGGCAGGGUCUCACUCCUGUCACCCAGGCGAGAGUACAGUGACACAAUCACAGCUCACUACAGCCUUCCCAGGCUCAGGUGAUUCUCCCACCUCAACCUUCUGGGUAGCUGGGACUACAGGUGCAUGCCACCACACCCAUCUAAUUUUUUGUGUUUUUGAUAGAGAGGGUUUCGCCAUAUUGCCCAGGCUGGUCUCACACUCCUGGACUCAAGCAAUCCACCUGCCUUAGCUUCCCAGAGUGCUAUCACAGGCAUGAGCCACCCUACCUGGCCUUUUCUAUUCUCUUUACAUAGUGAAUUAUAUAUAUAUAUUUUUUAAUGUUGAAAACCAAUUUUAAUAUCUGGAUGAAUUCCAUUUAGACAUGAUGCAUUAUUCUUUUUGUAUAUGACUGAAUUAUCUUUACUUGUAUUUUGUUAAGGUUUUUUACAUCUGUUUAUAAAAGUAGUUGGUAAUUUUAUUUGUUUUUGUAAUGUCUUUCUCUGGUUUUGUUUGAUUUACAAGCUGAGUUUGGAAAUGUUCCUUAGUCUUCAUUUUUAACAACUUUUUCUUUCUUCUGUCAUAAUUGGGAAUUUGUAUCUUUCAUAGAAUUUGUUCAUUUCAUUACCUGUCAGUUUUAUUGACAUACAAUUGUUCAUGUUUAUUUUCUAAUUAUUCUUUUAAUAUCUAUAGAAUAUCUAGUGAUAUCCCAUAAUUUAUUACUGAUAUUGUUAACUUACAUUUUCUUUUUGUUAAGGCGUAUCAAUUUUAUUGAUUUUUUUCAAUGAAUUAACUUUUCAUUUCAAUACUUUUUUACCUUUUUCUGGUUUUAUUUUGAUUUCUGCUCUUCAUGACUGUCAUUCUUGUACUUACGUCAUGUGUAACUUGCUCUUUUCCUAGCUUCUUAAGGUGCAAGUUACUAUAUCAUUAAUGUUCAACCUUCCUGCUUUACUAAUAAGUAUUGGAAGCUAUAACUUUCUAGGCAUUGUUUUAGGUGCAUUACACAAAUUUUGAUAUGUUGCAUUUUUAUUAUCUUUUAGUUCAAAAUGGUUUCUCAUUUCCAUCCCUGGGUUAUUUGGGAGUAUAUUUUUAAAUUUGCAAAUACUUGUGGAUUUUUCCAGAUUUCUUUUUGUUAUUCUUUUCUACUUUAGUUCUGUUUCUUCAGAGAACAUACUUGUAUGAUUUUAGCCCUUUAAAUUUACUGUGAUUUGUUUUAUGGUCUGACACAUCUUUGUUGGGGACUAGUACGCAUGCAUUUGAAAAGAAUGUGUAUUCUGUCAUUUAAAUAAAACUUUCUGUAAAUGUCA
This is a messenger RNA of Homo sapiens (human), 20618 nucleotides long. RefSeq names its product COP1 E3 ubiquitin ligase (gene COP1). Lineage: Eukaryota; Metazoa; Chordata; Mammalia; Primates; Hominidae. The coding region runs from base 309 to 2636 and encodes 775 amino acids. Gene Ontology annotation, cellular component: Golgi membrane; cytoplasm; nuclear speck. Gene Ontology annotation, biological process: protein ubiquitination. Gene Ontology annotation, molecular function: ubiquitin protein ligase activity. The record is from RefSeq and is a predicted model, not a curated record. The transcript has 20 exons.